Scatophagus argus is the source of this 1631-nucleotide messenger RNA. Its product is annotated as hemicentin-2-like. The transcript has 6 exons. Gene Ontology annotation, biological process: cell adhesion. The record is from RefSeq and is a predicted model, not a curated record. Lineage: Eukaryota; Metazoa; Chordata; Actinopteri; Scatophagidae. Bases 142 to 1542 code for a protein of 466 amino acids. Gene Ontology annotation, molecular function: integrin binding.
GCACAUCAUCAUCAUCAUCAGGGUCGGCUCUGAGCCAGGAUUUGUUUUAUUCAUGUACUGAAGCUGGACUUUUGUGGGACAAUCCUGAAACGCACCUCACCUUCUUCCAUUCAUCUCCUUCUUUCCGCGUGCUGAUCUAACAUGCGGCAUCUCAAGAUGUUGGGCGCUCUCAUGCUCAUGCUUUUACUGUGUGAUGCAGACAGUACAUGCCCCGCUGAUAUGAACCCUCUCAUCCUGGAUCCUCCUGAGGUUAUAGGAAAAUAUGAAGAGUCAGUCCCAGUAAACUGCUCAGGCACAGAUCCAUAUCAUGAUGGGAUGUACUGGACAGUUGGAAACACAACGUAUGAAAUGCGAGAUGAAAAACAAUUUUUCAUGGAGUCAAUAUCACUUUCAAACUGGGAUCAAACGGCUCAGUGCAGUAUAAAGCUGGACGAAAAUACUGAAUGCAGCAAGGACCUGAAAAUCACUAUAUACAAGACUCCAGACACUGUGUCAGUCUCGACCCGGGAUGAUGGUCAGAUGAUGGAGGGCGGAGAUUACUCGCUUAUUUGUGAUGUUGUCAAUGUGGCUCCUGUGCAGAAUCUCAAAGUGAAGUGGUACCACGGCAAUGAAACGGUGCACACCGAAAUGUUUGGUGGCACCAGUGUGACCCCAGUCAGUGUAUCCUCCACCUGGAGCAUCACCGCUCAGAGAGAUUACAACGGAGAACUUUUCAGAUGCGAGGCUGAGCUGCAUCUUGGACCAAACGGACCGGAGUUCAUCCCUACUGUGUCCUCGCCAAAUUACACUGCUGUCGUUCUCUAUAAGCCACUGAUGAAAGCUUGUGCAGACCAUUAUGUUUACGUGGAGCACGAGUUCAGUAUGGACAUGUUGCCCUGUAAAGCUGAUGGGAACCCUCCACCCACUGUUCAGUGGUACCAUGAAGGAGAAGUGAUCGAUGCAUCUGAGCCUCUCACCAGGACUCAGUCAGGAACGUACACAGCUGAAGUUGUAAAUGCACUUGGCAACAGCAGAACUUCUGUUGACAUCAUAAUCGAAUGUAGCCCUUCAUUUACCUGCAGCAAUCGCUAUAAGGUUCGAGAGGGCGAUAACCUCCAAACUUUGUGUGAACCGGAGGGACUGCCUAAACCUGACACAACGUGGUUUAAAGAUGGAGAAAUGGUGGCAACCUCACAGCACUUGAGAAAGCGUGAUAGUGGAACAUAUUUACUGAGCGCAACCAACAAACAUGGAGCAGCCAAUCACACGCUGUAUCUUAAUGUUUUGUAUGCCCCCGUGAUGAACGAGAGUGAUUCUGUUUUUAAGGUGGCCCCGGGUGGAAAUGUGACUUUAAGUUGUCAUGCUGAGGGGAACCCUGACCCUGUAAUCUACUGGAACAAUGUCUCUGCACAGAACGUGAUGGUGGCCCGUAGGGGGCGCCAGACAGACAUCAGCGUCAUGGGAGCCACGUCUACCAAUGCUGGUGUUUACAUCUGCGUUGCCACAAAUGAAGUUGGGAGUGUGACAAGAUCUAUCACACUGGCAGUGGCGGUCCUAUCCUGAAUGGCGCCCUGGGCGAACAGCCCCUGUGGUGCCCCCCCGCACUGGCUCACGCCCCCACCAACCCAAAGAGAACAUCGGGUGAAAAGUAU